Dinoponera quadriceps is the source of this 4216-nucleotide messenger RNA. It is a transcript of the gene Ipk1, whose product is annotated as inositol-pentakisphosphate 2-kinase. Gene Ontology annotation, cellular component: nucleus. Gene Ontology annotation, biological process: inositol phosphate biosynthetic process. NCBI's taxonomy places the organism in Eukaryota, Metazoa, Arthropoda, Insecta, Hymenoptera, Formicidae. The transcript has 8 exons. The coding region runs from base 250 to 2220 and encodes 656 amino acids. The record is from RefSeq and is a predicted model, not a curated record. Gene Ontology annotation, molecular function: inositol-1,3,4,5,6-pentakisphosphate 2-kinase activity; ATP binding.
UAUAAAUCUCGCUCACGGUGUGGAAAGAGCUUUUGGAUUAGGUCGCGGUCAGGCCAGAUAGGCCGGGGUCCCUCUGCAAAGGGCACGAGUCGCGAACGUCGUCGUCGUCGUGUUCUCCGCGUUCGCGCAGAGACUUGGUUCAACAACCUGAUCGGGCAUGCUUAAGGUUUCCCGGGGUCUCUCUCGACGAUGUGGGACAGAUAGGAGGCGGUCUCGAGCGCGACCGGCGAAGAAGUCGAGGCGUGCGAAAUGACGGCGAAUUAUUGUACCCGAGAAAGAGGAGAGCCCGGGGUAGGGAAACGCCGUCGUCGUCGUUGCUGCCGCCGCCCUCACCGUCACCACAGCCAGCCGCCGCAGCCACCGAUGAUGGUUGUCAUGGAGGUCAACGUCGGUUGUUGCCCCGGCCCCUUGACGUCGCUUGGUCCUCGGUUCGGCGAUAAAACGGCGAGGAACGAUGGAAGAUACCGCGCGACAUCCAUCGCGUCCUUCGUGGAAUCGAUGUCCGCUUCCGCCGGAAAUUCAAGGGAAGAAUCGCCGCUCGUAUCCGAGAUGAGUUUGCCCGUCACCGCUCUCAGGAUCGAGGAGACGGUCUACAGAGGGGAAGGAAACGCCAAUAUCGUCGUCGCGCUGCCGCAGGAGCGCAAGGUAAUACGAUUCCGGAAGUCGUCGCCGGGCGAGGUUUCACCGGAUGGCGGCGAAGCACGCGUGUUACGGGAGGUGGGCUUCGCCAGUAACGUGGUUUCCUGUUUCUUCGGAUCUUACAUGCAUAUUCCCGAAAUCGUACGUUGCGAUGCGGCCGAUAUCACGAAAUUGUCGGACACCAUCCGCCAUUGUCGACCAGAGAAACGCCGACACAAGGAGAUCACGGACUUAUACGCCAUGAAGUUUCCGGAUUACACGUUUUUGGAUUCGCGUCUUCUAUUCGACGAGACCGUCUUUCGAGGCCGCUCGUCGUUCUGCGUGGAGAUAAAGCCGAAGCAGGGAUACUUACAACAGGCGGAGCAGCGGAUCCUCAGAUGUCCGUAUUGUCUCAUCCAGUACGCCAAGUUGCGGAGAAAGAGUGUCUCAGUUCGCAGCAAUUACUGCCCGUUCGACUUGUUCUCCGGCGUGGACACGCGCAUGAGAGCCGCCGUGGAGGAGCUGCUGAAAUCACCGCAGAACAACCUGAAGAUUUUCAGGGACGGCCUCGUCGUUUACGACCACGAGUCUCAGCCGGGCGAUCUCGAGGACGUGUUGAGCCAGUGGUUUCACAAUGCAGCGACGUGUGGCAACGGGCGUGCUGGCGUCGACGAGUUCUGCAAUUUGGUGUGUACCGCCCUUAUGCGGCCUCUCGCCCAAGAGCAGCUGGAGCCGCUGCUCGCCGCCACAGGUCCCGUCCGUCAUCUUCCCCUACCCGCGAAUCAAAUGUCGACAUUCUGCGCCGAGCCGAGCGCGGUCGUGAGAGCCGAGAGGUGCCUUCGUCUCACAGGAAAGGUCUGCAAUUUCGACGGCGACGUGUUGCCGAGAGGCUCGGUGCUGGAGCGGGUCUGGAACAUUCAGCGGUUGUCCUACACGAGUACCAGUUACAUCCACAGCAUCUACUCGAAAUUCGCGCCGUUGCUGAGCGAUGACAUGAUAUACUCCAAUUUGACGAACCUGCAAGAAAACUACAUUUCCACCGACGUCACCUGCGCUUCGUCCAAAAAACAUAAGGGAUUUUUUGAGAGACGAUCCAUCCAGACGAAAUACGACGAUGGAGACCGCAGCGCUGCCGAUUCGGAGCGUAUCUUAUCCGCCAACAGCGACAAAACGCACGUGAAUGGCGGCUUCGUAUCGCAAACAGGAAUUAGGCGCAACUUCGAUUCGAAGCAGUUAUUUUGUGAGAGGAACGAGAACGCGCAUAAUCAGACAGCCGACAACGAGGGUGACCGGCGAAAGGUGGACGCAUCGAUCACCGCCGAGCACUUGUUGGCAUUGCAAAAUUAUCUUUUGUUCGCCACAGUCAGAGAUUGUUCGAUAUUAAUGACCUUCCGUGAAUUGCAUCCAGGAAACGCGUGGAGAGUGCCCGUGGAGAAUAUGAUCAAGCUCUCGGAGCAACUCUGCUUUCUGAGCAGCGUUCGAGUCUCGGACCUGGAUCCGAAGAGUGUUCACUCCAUCGAAAAGCACCGACAACGGGACGUGGACAUCUUCGAUGCUGUGAUUUCCUCGUUAGAAGAGGACAUUCUAGUUAAGAAUAGAUGAUAAUGUGUAUCGCGCGAGACGCGACGCCGGCAACGAUACAGUAUUUAUGGACGAGGGAUCUUGUGUUAUUGUAUGCGCGACGAUACCGGUUACAAAGUGCGCCAUUUUUUCUUGUCUAUGUGAUUCUACUUGUAAGGUUCGCACGCGUUUAGAAGCGAGAAUAAAUCGAUGCUGUCGGGCUCGUCAAUUGGUGCGAUAGGUUAAACAGUUUACUUUCGCAUAUGUGUAGAUGGCGAAUUUAUGUAUGCACAAGCCGCGCUCAACGAACAAAUGAAUUACACAGAUCCUGGGGCUGCAAAACUACUACUUAAUUUUAAUCCUCUGCAGUCGAACGGCGAGCUGGACUCGCUGAAGCAUUUUUUUUCUCAGGAUUAGGAAGUAACGCGUCGUUUGCAACGUCCUGAACAACAUGUAUGUCUAAAAGACGUCUUUAAGACGUCGUAGGACGUUAAUGUUAUCUGGGACCGUUACCGUUAUAUAUUUAUUUCUUCAGUAGCGGCUUGUGGUAACAAUUAAUUUUCCGUUCGUAGUAUAAUAGUUGCAAUUUUUUUCUGGGUAACGAACAUAAUCGUUACUUCGUGCAUGUGAGAUUUUCGUGUGCAUAUUCAACGCAAAUUGGUCGGCCGACCGUUUGUCCAACGUUCGGCCCAAUAUUGAGCAACGGUUAGCCAACCAGUUCGUGCUUCUCGGGUAGGAUGGACGGCGGCGAAUCGUAACGAAAGGUCUUCUCAAAACUCAGCGAGAAAGUUAACGGGAAUUGUAACGAAUCGUUACUUUUUGAGUAAGAGAUGAUUUUUUUCCAAUGCGUAACGAGCAUGGCAAGUAACCAGUUACCUUUAACACGUUCCAUGCCGCGUGAGCAACCGGUGGCCCACGCUCAACUGUCUGUCCAGUUUGAUAUAUACUGGGCUUAAAACGAGAAACGUAGUCAUUACGAAACCAUGUUAUUUGAGCAAAUAAUUCAGUCAUCAUGAUAGGACAACGUGGGGCACCACCGGUGCAGCCCACACGGCAUGGAUGACAAGUCACGCGAAUUUAGUCCCGCACGGGACGCGUUAAAAGUAACUUUCCCAAUGCUGACUAUCGCAGGAUUUUCCGAGCAUACGCAUUAUUAAUUUGUUAUUUAUUGACUAUUCAAAGGAGCGGAAACGAUGUGUCAAACCGGUUUUGCCACUGUGAUAGCUCUACAUUAUAAAUGUCCAGAAACGAACGUUUGAAGCGAAAACGUGUGUGUCAAGAUUAUUCCGCCGGCUAGAGCCAGUUAGUUCGUCGCGUCGUAAACUUAGAACAGCUGCGAUUAAUAAGAGAGCUAUCGCUCGGCCGCAUUUCGACCUUAGAGGGGAACUCAUAGAUCUAUAUUAAUAAAUAUAAAAGUCGUUACUGGAAACUUAUCUCACGUGAGAUACUCGGCUUUGAAUUUAAGGGUGAAUUUCAGUUUCUGAGUCGAAUCAUGUGAUACUCGUGAUAUUAUAUUUAUAAUCGCGAUUCAACUGAUAAACAUCUGAUUCUAAAGUCAAACCUAAACACCUCGCUUGAGACAAGUUUCGAGUAAAAGUCCACGUUACUUUCAAAAUUUAUAGAGUGUAUCUAAUAUAUUAGCGAUUGUUGAAAAGGAAAGUAAAGUUACUCGUGGCGCAAAUUUUAUACGCACGUUUUUGCGUAUAAUUUCUUGUUACUACUUUAGAUAUUAUAUUUAUAUUUCGUUUGAUUUUUCAAUGUGCGAAAAGAACAACUUGGCUGGGCUGGUAGUGUUACGAAUCAGCCGGGAUUUCAAGUAAUUUAAUUUCUUAUUCUCCGAUUUGAGUGUGCGAAGAUCUGAUAGUCACAAGACUUUUAAUUGGAUAUAAGUUUAAUUUUAAUUCGAUAUAAGAUAUAAAAGUUAACAGGCUGUUCAAAUUGAAUCUUAGUGUCUCUUUCUUAGGUCGAGUAAGAAAUGUGGAAGCAAACAGCUCUCAUAUUGGAAAUGCAAAUACAUAUAUUCGCUUCUCAAACUUGA